CUUUCUACUAGAAAUCGAAAUAUUUUAUAUAUAGCAAAUUUAGUUUAUAUACAAUUCACGUGUAACAAAUAUUUACGAUAUUUAUUUUUUGUUUAAUAUAAGUCGCUAUUUCAUUUUGUAAAGUUUGCGAUUGAUUGUGAUGGAGACCGAUACAUUAUGUUUCUAUUAUGUAAAUCUGUAUUUCAUGACCUUAAAAAGCUCUAUAUCCGGAUGACUUUGUACACAUAUAACUGCAUAAUACAUAUGCAUAGAAAAAUAUGUAAAGAUCGAUGACGUAUCUAACAGUCAGAACGCAAAAAUAUAAUAUUCAUUGCAUUUCUUAUGCAUACAUAUAUUUAUUAUGCAAUUAUACACGCAAGUAUAUUAAAGAUUGUAUCUCUUGAACAGUUAUUUUGUAAAGAAAAUAAGAGUGGAUGUUUAUACAAAUAAUUUCUGCGAUCAUAAAAGAUAUAAAAACGAUUUAUAUUUAUUUAGCGCGAUUAUGCAGAGAUCUAGUGAUGUUCGAAUAAAAACAAUUGUAUCGAAUUUAAAAAUAAUCGAUUCGAGAGAAGAUAAUCGAUCUUAACAAGAAUCGAUAUAUCUCGAUGUAUUGAUCGACCAGUUCCCCUCCCUCAGUCAGUGUGCGAAAACAUCCGGCAUCUCUAGCUACAUAACCACAAUAAUAGCGAUUCUAGCUUUCAACAAGUAUUUAUAAGAAAGGUAUUCUAUUUGAUCACGAUGUCGAUUGGAGUACCUAUUAAAGUGCUCCACGAGGCGGAAGGGCACAUCAUAACCUGCGAAACAAACACCGGUGAAGUGUAUCGCGGUAAAUUGAUAGAGGCGGAGGACAAUAUGAACUGUCAGAUGCAGAACAUCACGGUGACGUAUCGGGACGGCCAGACAGCACAACUGGAAAAUGUAUACAUUCGCGGCUCCAAAAUCAGAUUCCUCAUACUACCGGACAUGCUGAAAAACGCACCCAUGUUUAAACGACCGGGUGGCAAAGGCUCGGGGACUGCAGGCAGAGGAAAGUCCGCUAUAUUGCGCGCACAAGCUCGCGGCAGAGGAAGGGGACAGAAUCAAAGAGGUAAAGGUACUGGUUCAGCACCUUGGCUUAAUCAACAGAAUCAACCAGGAGGAUCUCAAGCUGGCAGAGGUCGAGGAUAAAUUUUAUGCUAUAUUUUAGAUUUCUGAAAUACACAAACCUACAAUUUCAUUCCCAUAUUUUUAUAUCAUUUCUAAAUAAUAUUU
Molecule: messenger RNA, 1230 nt
Organism: Nylanderia fulva
Lineage: Eukaryota; Metazoa; Arthropoda; Insecta; Hymenoptera; Formicidae
Gene: SmD3
Product: small ribonucleoprotein particle protein SmD3
Biological process (GO): spliceosomal snRNP assembly; RNA processing
Cellular component (GO): spliceosomal complex
Molecular function (GO): RNA binding
Source: RefSeq, a predicted model, not a curated record